ACCACAGCGUUCACCAAUCAGUCUCUUGGCGCCACUAAAUCAUUAGCUUACCUUGUAGCUACAUUCAACUUCAAUGGCGUCCCUCAACUGCUACUCCUUGUUACUGGUGGUGGUUGCAUUGGUCACGACGCCACUUGCCGUUGUGGCCGGCGACCCGGACAUCCUCGCCGACUUUGUCGUCCCAAACGACAUGUACGGGAUAGCACCAAUGAACAUCACCGGCGACUUCUUCACCUACACCGGCUUUCGCGCCACCAUGAACAUGACCAUGCCGAUGCCGGGGGCGCAGAACUUCACUGUGACCAAGGCCAGCAUGACCGAGUUCCCGGCACUCAACGGGCAGAGCGUGUCCUACGCCAUGCUCAAGUUCCCCUCCGAAUCCAUCAACCCACCCCAUACCCACCCUCGUGCAGCAGAGCUACUGCUCGUCCUUCACGGUGCGCUCUCCGUUGGCUUCGUCGACACGGCUGGCAAGCUCUACACUCAGGACCUAGCCGUCGGCGACAUGUUCAUAUUCCCCAAGGGUCUGGUGCACUAUCAGUCCAACCCAGGGCAAAGCCCCGCAGUUGCACUCUCGGCAUUCGGUAGCGCCGCCGCGGGCACCGUGUCUGUUCCUGUUACCGUGUUUGGUACUGGUGUUGACGAUGCGGUGCUCGCCAAGUCCUUCAAGACUGACCUGCCCACCGUGCAAAAGCUCAAGGCGGCACUCACUCCGCCAGCAAAGAAAUGAUUCGUCGGUGUAUUGUUGUCGCCCUGAAUAAUAAGGCCACAUCGAGCUAGUGAAUGAUGGUGGAGUGAACCUGGUGUUCUUGUGAGUUUUAAGUUGUGUAAUAAUAUGCGCAUGUUGUGGCUUGUGAAUUGUUAUGGUGACUCAUGUCAAACUUCAUUUGAUUUGGGUGUUAAGAUUAUGCCAUCAAAUAUAGUUGUGUCUGUUAUGCAACUCUUGUUUUUUUUUAUUUCCA
Molecule: messenger RNA, 962 nt
Organism: Triticum aestivum (bread wheat)
Lineage: Eukaryota; Viridiplantae; Streptophyta; Magnoliopsida; Poales; Poaceae
Product: germin-like protein 9-3
Exons: 1
Coding region: 74-730 (218 amino acids)
Molecular function (GO): manganese ion binding
Source: RefSeq, a predicted model, not a curated record